Messenger RNA from Sorex araneus (European shrew), 928 nucleotides. Its product is annotated as amine sulfotransferase-like. Gene Ontology annotation, cellular component: cytoplasm. The transcript has 8 exons. Bases 41 to 928 code for a protein of 295 amino acids. Gene Ontology annotation, biological process: sulfation. Lineage: Eukaryota; Metazoa; Chordata; Mammalia; Eulipotyphla; Soricidae. The record is from RefSeq and is a predicted model, not a curated record. Gene Ontology annotation, molecular function: sulfotransferase activity.
GUGGAUAUUGCUUCAACAGAUCUGCAAACAGUGAAUAAUUAUGGACAGUGAUGAGCAUUUACUGUACUUUAAAGGCUUUAAUUUUGAACCUAAAACGGUUGAUACUGACUUCCUAGAGAAUCUAGAGGAUUUUGAAAUUAGAGAUGAUGAUGUCUUCAUAGUCACAUACCCCAAAUCGGGUACCAUUUGGACUCAGCAGAUACUAUGUUUGAUUUAUUUUGAGAAACAUCGUAAGCAAACUGAAAAUGUACAAACACUUGACUUAGCUCCCUUCCUAGAAUACAACAUACACAAGGUGGACUUCACUAAGAGACCAUCCCCUCGCAUUUUCUGUUCUCAUCUGCCAUAUUAUUUAGUACCAAAUGGUCUCAAGAACAAAAGAGCUAAAAUUGUUUACAUCUACAGAAACCCCAAAGAUGUUAUUACCUCAUAUUUUCAUUUUUCAAAGUUGGUGGCUGUAUUAAGAGGAUAUGAAAAUCUGGACAUUUUCAUGCAUAAUUUUCUAGAUGGAAAAGUUCCAGGAAGCCUAUGGUUUGAUCCUGUCAAAGGCUGGUAUGAGCACAGACAUAAAUUUAAUAUUCUCUUUGUGUCAUAUGAAGAAAUGAAGAAGGAUCUCAAAAGUGCUUUACUUACAAAAAAAAAAAAACUCUGCCAUUUUCUUGGGAAAGAACUCAGUGAAGAUGACUUGGAUGCUGUUGUGAGACAAGCUACAUUUAACAAUAUGAAAUCUGAUUCACGAGAAAAUAUUAAUAAUAUAAUCAAAAAAGAAAUUGGGGCAAAAAGUGAAGGCUAUUUUCUGCGCAAAGGUACCAUUGGUGAUUGGAAAAACCAUUUCACUGUGGCGCAAAGUGAAAGAUUUGACAUGAUAGUUCAAAGGAAGAUGAAGGACAUAACAUUGAAGUUCAUCUGGGAUAUAAAUGAGGAAUAG